Molecule: messenger RNA, 429 nt
Organism: Uloborus diversus
Lineage: Eukaryota; Metazoa; Arthropoda; Arachnida; Araneae; Uloboridae
Exons: 6
Coding region: 22-429 (135 amino acids)
Source: RefSeq, a predicted model, not a curated record
CAACAAUUUUCAUCACUUAAAAUGAAGCAAUUUCUUGUGUUCAUAACUGCAGCUGUAGUUUUUGGGAAGGUGGUACUUUCAAAAGAAGAUGAUCUGCAAGAUGUGGUAAUGUGUGCCAAAACUCUUUACUGCAAUAGUACAGAAGAAAUUAAAGGUAUUUUUGUUGAAUGUUUGAAACUCCACGAGCAUCAAUCGUAUUCAGAUGCUAUUCUCCCGUGCCAUCCUGGGGCCGAAAAGUUUACGGCUGAAGACAGUAUGGAGUUCCUUUGCCAAGCUGAUGGGGAAGAAUUGUAUAAGACAACUAAAUGCGAAGAAGAGGCUAUAAAAAAUUCUGCAAUGGGUGAAGAAAUUCAAGGUGGUUUUGAUGAAGCUAUAAAGUGCUUUAGCAUGAAACUGGAUGAGCUUCAAGAUCAAUACUAUAGUACUUAA